This is a messenger RNA of Leguminivora glycinivorella, 2423 nucleotides long. RefSeq lists its product as uncharacterized. The record is from RefSeq and is a predicted model, not a curated record. NCBI's taxonomy places the organism in Eukaryota, Metazoa, Arthropoda, Insecta, Lepidoptera, Tortricidae. The transcript is spliced from 11 exons. The coding region runs from base 346 to 2343 and encodes 665 amino acids.
CGCGCUCUCACGUACGAAAUUCUUUAUCUGUGCAAUGGACUAAUAAGGUGGCGCCAUCUGUCAUAACCUCUGAGUGUGCCUCCUCCAGCGAUUGUCCUCCUCGUUUAUCUGGCGGGAUAAAAUGGCAAUGUGCCUCCUCUUUACCAAUAUUUUACCAAUAUGGUAGGUAGCGCCACCUAUCGAGCUAGAUGUGACUUAUUAAAAAAUUAGUCGAGUUAGCAGAAAAAAAUAUGAUUAAUAAGUCUAUGGCAAGUAGGUAUUUUGACGUUGCCAAAUUUCGGGAUAGACAUUUUGAUCCACGAUGUUUAUUUAGUGAUUUUCGAUAUAUUUUACAAAUAAAUUAUCAUGUGCUACUUGUAUCCGGCUUUCUCUUCGUGUUUUGGGAUACGACUGCGAAUCGGACUACUUUACAUUGCUAUAUUAUCAAUCGUGACAGGCGCACUGAUAAACGCCGCGAUCAAGAAGCUCGGCGUUGACGUGAGCUCCAUCAGAGACGUGGUCGUGACCACCACAACUACCACCACAUUAACCACCACGACUGCCGUUGAAGAGUCAGACGACACUGAUAUUACUGACGAAGAGGUGCCCGCUCCCCAGGCUCUCAACGCCCGGGUUCCGCGGGUGAAGGACGCCUGGAGACGGAUGAAGACCACGAGACCGAAGCUCCCUGUAGAGAGUAUCGGGGAAGAUGGACUGCUUAAGGUAAUUUCUUUCGAAGAUUCCGGUGGCACGGAUAAUGACCCCCCUCCGAAAUCUGAGGGGUCCAACGCAUCCGGUGGCACGGAUGAUGACCCCCCUCCGAAACCUGAGGGGUCCAACGAAUCUGGUGGCACGGAUGAUGACCCCCCUCCGAAACCUGAGGGGUCCAACGAAUCCGGUGGCACGGAUAAUGACCCCCCUCCGAAACCUGAGGGGUCCAACGAAUCCGGUGGCACGGAUAAUGACCCCCCUCCGAAACCUGAGGGGUCCAAAGAAGACGGGGAUGCCAAGAGUUCGAAAGAAUCCGAUGUCUCUGAGGGCUCCAAAAAACCUGGGGACCCUAAGGGCUCCAAAGAACCAGGGGAUCCCAAGGGCUCCAAAGAAUCCGAGGACCCUGACGGGUCCAAAGACUCCGAUGACGCUAAUCCGACAGAGACCACGCGUGUCACGACCACCACUCCCCCCGGCCCCAGCACCACUAAAGAAGAACUGUUCACGGAAGUUAUGGGAAAGGUGAACCGCAACGGUCUGAGCUUUCUCUCGAUCACGUUCAUAUUCCUCGGGAUCAUUCUGCUUAUCGCGAACUUCGUGAACUCCCCCGAGCUGGCGCUGAUCUACGUGUGGCUGCUUGUGUCAACCAUAAUAGCGUCGCUCGUAAUUCUGGCUGCCACCGUGGGCGAGUGCACACUAGCGCCACAUUCCUGUCUGCUCUCGAAGCUGGACGAUUUCACGGGCACCAUGAUCUGUUUGUUCUGGCUCCUCUAUAUAUCCGCGUGGACCCACUUCGCCGCUGUGGCCAAUGGCAUGGCAAGACAAGUGACAGGCGCCCUGAUAAACGCCGCGAUCAAGAAGGCCGGCGUCGACGUGAGCCACAUCAACGACGUGAUGGAGCUCCUGAACACCACCGCAGCCACCACCAAGAUGACCACAACCGUCAUAGAGACAGAAGACACUGAUCUCACUGGUGAAGAUUUGAUCGCUCUCAACGAGGUGCCGCGGGCGAAGGCCAGGCGACGGAUGGGGACCGCGGAGCCCUGGCUCACCACGGUCGAGAUUAUCGGGGAAGAUGGACGGCUUCAGGUAAUUUCUUUCGAAGAAGAAACCGAGACUGAUGACGACGACCCUCCUCCUCCUCCUCCUCCUCCUCCUCCUGCCGCGGAAUCCAAUGUUGCCGAGAGCUCUAAGGAGUCCAAAGUUGCCGAAGUUGACGAAGGCUCGGGAGAGGAGGCGACUACCAAAGGCGCUGGGGCCAAAAUCAAAUCGAAGCAUAGGACCACUCCCGCCGGACCCAGCACCCCUAAAAAAGACGUCUACACGGCCGCGAUGGGCAAGGUGAACCGCAACGGUCUGAACUUCCUCGCGAUGCUCUUCAUCGCGCUGGGGAUCAUACUGCUUAUCGCUAACUUCGUGAACUCCCCCGAGAUGGCGCUACUGUACGUGGCGCUGCUAAUAUCGACUUGCAUAGCGUCGCUCGUCCUGCUGACUUCCGUCGUGGGUGAAUGUGCGCGCGCGCACGACACCUGUCUGCUGGCGAAGCUCGACUGGUUCACGGGCUUCGUGCUCACUCUGUUCUGGUUCGUCUAUAUCUUCGUGUGGGCCUUCUUCGCUGCUGUGGCCAAUGGCAUGGCGAGAGAGGUCCCCUAGACUGGCUUAUACGUGAAUAUCUAUAGAUAAUGUAAUGUAUGAAGAACGUGCACUCUACGAUUAAGUCGUAACAGAACCGU